AUGAAAGCUCAUCAACUACAAAGUUUGAGAUCUCAUCAAAAAGUCAACCAUUUUCCAAGAUCUUAUGAACUCACUAGAAAAGAUCGCCUGUACAAAAACAUUGAAAGAGUUCAAAGAUUGCAGGGUUUUAAAUAUUUUGAUUUCAUACCGCAAACGUUUGUUUUGCCUGGAGAUUACAAAGAACUGUGUUUGUUCCAUCACAGGAUUCGUGGGCCGUGGAUCGUUAAACCGGUAGCUUCUUCCCGCGGGCGGGGAAUUUACAUAGUCAAUAGUCCCGAUCAAAUUCCUGCUGACGAAACUUUAGUCGUAGCGAAAUACAUUGACGAUCCAUUAUUGGUCGAUGGUUACAAAUGCGAUCUCAGAUUGUACGUCGCCGUCACUUCAUACAAUCCCCUCGUUAUUUAUUUAUACGAAGAGGGUUUGGUGAGGUUGGCAACCGUGAAAUACGAAUCGAGCGGACAACAUUUAUGGAAUCCCUGCAUGCACUUGUGUAAUUACAGUAUUAACAAAUAUCACGAAGACUACAUAAAGAGCGAAGAUCCGGAAGCGGAAGACGUGGGUCACAAAUGGACUUUGAGCGCUCUUCUAAGGCAUUUGAAAUCGGAAGGAAAGGAUAUUUCGUUGCUCAUGCAAAAAAUCGAAGAUGUGAUAAUAAAAGCAAUACUUUCCGUGACUCCGACCAUAGUGGCAGCAGCCAGAUUCGUGCCUCAUCCUCGAAAUUGUUUCGAGCUCUACGGUUUCGAUAUAUUAAUCGAUUCCACGUUGAAACCCUGGUUGUUGGAAGUUAAUUUAUCUCCAUCCCUGGGUUGCGAUUCUCCCUUGGACGUACGCAUAAAAUCCGCCAUGCUCACGGAUUUGCUGACUCUCAUCGGUUUACCCGUCGUCGAUCCGAUGGUCCAGCAUCCCGUCGUCGUCGUCAGUAGUAGUAGUAGUAGUAAUAAUAAUAAUAAUAUUAAUAAUAAUAAUAAUAGUAAUAACAAUAACGUGAAUGCGAAAACCGUACGAAGAGUAGAUACGGCGGAUAAUAAAAAUAAUAAAAAUUUUAAAAUCCCGUUGAAUUUAUCCGUGGACGAUUUGAGAAUGAUAAACGCUCUACAAUCGGAACACAAUCGAAGAGGAGGUUUUCUUAGAAUAUUUCCAUCGGCGGAAAGUUGGAAACUUUACUCGGGAUUGUUGGAUCUCGCUAAAUUAUUUUUUAAUUAUGUUUUUUUUUCUUUGUGGAAUCCCGCAUCCGGUUUAUUAAAUUUAGGAAAUUACGUCGCUCAAAAACAAUUCAACACACAUAAUUACAAUUUAAUUUUACAUCAAAAAUUAUUUCCCGAUUUGGACAAAUGUCCGGUGGAUCGUUUGCCAAAAUACGAAAGAGCUCUUACGCAAUGUUCGAGAAGGCCUUUAACCGCGGCGUCCAUAUUUGCAUCAUCGAACGAUAAAGAAAAUAUUUUAGAUCACAAGUAUGCCAAAGAAUGCAAGAUGGAACUUAAGAAAUGCAUGGAAAAAGGUUGUCAGUUGUCUACGAAUCAAGCACGAAGAGCUUUUUCCCAAUAUCUUCAACAGGUUUUAUCGAAGCUCGGACCUCCGCUCGAGGGUCCCAACACUCCCGCCGAACUUUGUUUGAAAUUUUUAAUGAGAGCAGCCGGAAAUCUUCGUUCUCCUUUUUUCGUCAAGGUUCCGUCUAACAAAUUGGUGGGAAAGGAUAGGGUUGCGGUCAUUGCGAAACAGUUAAACGAUUACCUACAAACGUACAAUCGCGAAACAGAACUUUAUUACUCGAACGCGGCGAGCGCGAAUCAAGUUCCGGAUUCGAGAUUUCGAUCUUUUUUGAGAUCCGCAUCGGAAACGGAUGUGGAAGAAAUAUUAUUCCUUCACAUGAAAUCCUCCAAAUGCUGUCAUUCGUUUUUGGGAAGGUGUUGCUCUCCUUCUUUUACCAAUUUAAAAUUUCAUUCUCUCCUUCAAGUGUUACCACAGCUUUGCGCAUACAAUCCGAGUAAGCCGAACGAAUGCUGUUUUCGAGAAGUCUUAUCGAAAACGUUGCCUAAAAAUUUUCGAUCGCGGCCUUCGAGAUCAUCGCAUAGAUCCGACAUUGAGGUUUGA
Messenger RNA from Pediculus humanus corporis (human body louse), 2091 nucleotides. RefSeq lists its product as uncharacterized. Gene Ontology annotation, cellular component: cilium. The transcript is spliced from 11 exons. Gene Ontology annotation, biological process: microtubule cytoskeleton organization; protein polyglutamylation. NCBI's taxonomy places the organism in Eukaryota, Metazoa, Arthropoda, Insecta, Psocodea, Pediculidae. Gene Ontology annotation, molecular function: tubulin-glutamic acid ligase activity; tubulin binding. The record is from RefSeq and is a predicted model, not a curated record. The coding region runs from base 1 to 2091 and encodes 696 amino acids.